AUGGAUGCAUAUGGAAACCCUGUGCGUUAUCCUUUUCAAGGUGGCUGCUUUUAUCGGCCUCGGCAACAUGACCGGCCGAUCUACAUCCCUCGGGUCUCCCUGAAGGUCCAUGCGACUGUGAUUUCAUCGGUAGCCCGUACAACUCUUUCACAGACAUUCGUCAACCAGUCCUACAAGCAGGUCAAAGAAGUCUCUUAUAAAUUUCCACUAUACGAUGGUGUCAGUGUCGUUGCCUUCAACUGCACAGUCGGGACUCACGUUCUGCACGGUGCGAUCAAGACCAAAUCCCAAGCCAACGAGCUCUAUGGAGCUGAGGUGACCCAGAACCGAGUCGCUGCUGUUAUGGACCAUACUUCACAGAACGACGUGUUUCUGAUUCGACUCGGCAACGUUCCUGCCCAAGGGAAGGUCCAUGUCAAUAUCACAUUCGUGGGGGAGUUGAAGCAAGACACCCAGACAGACGGCAUUCGCUAUACAAUUCCACAUGCCAUCGCCCCUCGCUAUGGGGUCGAAGAAAGCCAACUUUAUCUACGCGGAUCGACAUUUACUAACCCAAAUGGCGAAGGAACCCAAGCAAUGUCAGUCACGGUUGAUGUUGUCAUGAGCGACAGCUUGGUAAUCUCCGAGCUGGAAUCGCCUAGCCAUCAAAUGAAGAUAUCGCUAGGACGGACUUCCAGUUCAUCGGCAGGUGCAACUGCUUUCGAUCCCUGUAAAGCAUCUGCAUCCCUCAAGCCCCGAGAAAGUUCCCACGAAGCAACAUUGGAGACAGACUUCGUGCUUCUGAUCAAAGUGGAGGGACUCGAUGCGCCUUGUGCAAUGCUUGAAACACAUCCCACCAUCCCCAACCAACGCGCGAUAAUGGCAACCCUUGUGCCAAAGUUCGCACUACCUCCUGCAAAGAAUGAAAUAAUUUUUGUCAUUGACAGAAGUGGAAGCAUGGGGGACAAAAUCGCAACCCUGGUAUCUGCCUUGAAAGUGUUUUUGAAAUCCUUGCCUGUUGGGGUAUCUUUCAACAUUUGUUCUUUUGGAUCUGACUACUCCUUUUUGUGGCCCACCAGUAAGGUCUAUGAUGCUUUCAGUCUGAAGCAAGCGAUGUUGUUCGUCAAAACGAUUCACGCCGACAUGGGUGGCACGAACAUGGAAGCAGCGGUUGUCGCCACGAUCUCUCAGCGCCUGAAGGACCGAGACCUCGAGGUCUUGAUUCUCACCGAUGGAGAAAUCUUCCAACAAGAGUCUCUAAUCAGGUUUGUUCGGAGGGAGGCCACUAAGGGCGAUGCUCGGUUUUCUCUCUCUCGGUAUUGGGAACUGUGUUUCGCAUUCCUUGAUCGAGGGAAUAGCAAGAGCAGGAAAUGGGUUCUGUCAAUCGGUGUUGAAAUAUGA
This is a messenger RNA of Penicillium olsonii, 1380 nucleotides long. Lineage: Eukaryota; Fungi; Ascomycota; Eurotiomycetes; Eurotiales; Aspergillaceae. The record is from the annotation of a GenBank genome assembly.